CUCAUAAAUGUUAUCCAGAAAAAAGAGAUUUCAUGGACGACCUAAAACUUUUUGAAUGUGCCGAAUCAAACAUGAAACUUUUGAUUCAAUAAGAAGAUUAAAAAAACGUUGUUCAGCUGUCGCGACUCUAUUUCUCAUUCUUUGGGAGGAAACGGAAGUAUUCUCGGAUAUCAAGUUCUAGGAAAUAAUACCAACAUGAGAACCACACAAUUUGGUGAGGAUGAAGGUUGCUCCGGAUACUGGGAUGAGCUGGUGUGUUGGCCCCAUGCUCCACCCAACUCUAAACUCAUCCAACCCUGCCCCAUGCAUCUCCAGGGGGUUAUAAAGACAAGUUUAGCCUGGAGAGAAUGUGGUGAGGACGGAUGGAUGGACAGGGAAGGAUCUAGUACUAUGUUUAGUAACCAGAGCUUUACUCACUUCAAGGAUUGCUUUCCGAGUCGAAUGUUUGUGGAUGCGAGCAAGUUCCUGAAUGACUCAGAUUGGAACCGUGAAUGGAAGGACUGGGUACUGGAUGCUACAGCAUAUGUUUAGGAGAUGGGA
Messenger RNA from Eurytemora carolleeae, 540 nucleotides. RefSeq names its product parathyroid hormone 2 receptor. NCBI's taxonomy places the organism in Eukaryota, Metazoa, Arthropoda, Copepoda, Calanoida, Temoridae. The coding region runs from base 196 to 531 and encodes 111 amino acids. Gene Ontology annotation, molecular function: G protein-coupled receptor activity. The transcript is spliced from 6 exons. The record is from RefSeq and is a predicted model, not a curated record. Gene Ontology annotation, cellular component: membrane. Gene Ontology annotation, biological process: G protein-coupled receptor signaling pathway.